Messenger RNA from Diaporthe batatas, 1562 nucleotides. RefSeq lists its product as uncharacterized. NCBI's taxonomy places the organism in Eukaryota, Fungi, Ascomycota, Sordariomycetes, Diaporthales, Diaporthaceae. Bases 6 to 971 code for a protein of 321 amino acids. The record is from RefSeq and is a predicted model, not a curated record. The transcript has 2 exons.
UCUUGAUGGGCCAUCUUGAGACCGUUUCUCCAACAAUCAACAAGAGCGUGAAUCCAACCAAUGACGUCACAAUGGAUGGAGACUCUCAAAUAAUCGAUGAGAUCCCCCAUGACGCAUCGAACGAGCCUGUCACGAGCCCUACGAGCCCUGGGGGCGGCCCCGAGUCGGAUGCAGGGCGACCUGGUACAGCAGCUCACCAAGGGGCGGACCUCGCUGCCUCCACCGCAGUACCUGAAUUCCCUGGACUACGGACCCAUGGAGGCCGCGAUGUCACGCCCGACGACGUGAAGGAGGUCAUACGUCUCCUGGGAGAGGCAGGCGCACCGGCGUGCGUAGCGGGCGUGUAUGCCCUGCGCUAUUUUGGCGCAGGGCGGGUCUCAACCGAGAUCGACAUCUGCAUUCCAGAUGAGGCCCUCGACAACGCCAGGGUGAUGUUCGAGAACGACGCCCGGUUUGAAGAGGCGCCCCCCGCCCCGCCGCUCAUGACAUCCCUCCGGCACACCAGGCCGACAUUCUUAAUGAAGGGCGUAUACUUCGUCUUCAUCCUGAUCCCUGCAUCCGACUACUUCAUCGACCCGAGUCCGGAUUGCUGCGAGCUAAGCCUCAAGGGCAUCCCGUAUCCAAAGCCGCAUCACUUCGCCCGUUCGCUGCUCGUGUUGCAAAACCCAAGCGAUCUGUGUGACUUUAUCGAUGGGAUGGAUCUCGACAAGGAUUGGGGAGAGUCCAACCUGAACUUUGAUGAAUUGCAGCAAAAGGGAAUCGAGUUCAGCAGGAGGCAGAACGAUGUGCGUGAGCAGAUGGGACUUGGACCUCUCAGCUUGAAGCUCGAUGUUGACUACAGGGCCAUGUGGAACACUGAGGUCGAUGAGAAGGAGAAGCGGAUUGAACCGAUGAAAAAGGGUCGCUAUAAGACUCGGUGGAGGCGCAUCAAGAAUGACAUGGACCCAAGACUGAAGGAUAGGCCUUUGUAACUGCCUCUCCAUCUCUGCUAUUCACAAAUUUGGUGGGAUACAAUCUGUGGCCCCACGGACCGUGACCAGCCCCAGAAGGCCUUGCGGGGGAUGCACGAGAACCAUGCCGGUGCCAAGCACACCCUGUUGCACGACGACCAGGACCUCACGAGUCCUUUCUGGCAAGAAGACAGUCGCCCGCGCCUUGCCUCGGCCAUGUCAACUUGGUUUACUUGCGGCUGGACAACACACAAAGGGCUGAGGACUCCUAUGCUCUCACCGACAAGUCAAGCAACGCUGAGCUGUCUGAGGAUGCCAACUACAUGUUUCGUUGGUACCAGAGGGCGACUAAGUACUGCGCCUUCCUUGCAGAUGUCCCAACAGGAGGCCUAAACGCUGCUGAUAAGUCUACAGGUCCAGCUGCGGACUGGGUUUUUAGGAAAGGGCCGCAACCCCGACAUUGCCCUAACGGCAUCCAAACACCACCUGGCCAGGAGUGCAGGUCGCCUAGUCUUUAGUUACAUGCACAAUACCUUGAGAAGGGUAUAGUAGUAGCUUCUGGUACUAUUGGGGAUGAAAUGGUGUAAAAUCUUGGACUUGACCCAGCUUUGC